Racocetra fulgida is the source of this 1074-nucleotide messenger RNA. The record is from the annotation of a GenBank genome assembly. Lineage: Eukaryota; Fungi; Glomeromycota; Glomeromycetes; Diversisporales; Gigasporaceae.
AUGAGUCCCGAAGAACAAUCUAAGUAUAACUCUAGCGAUGGGUUUUUAGACCAAGAAUUAAAAUGUGAUAUUUGCGGCGGUAAUGUUUGGUUGGCUUCGCCUGGUAAUGGAGUAGCGGGAACUCCAUACACCGGACUUGAUGAAGCUGAAUUGCGACACAAAUACGAACUAGAAGAUGGAGCACACAAUCAACCGACAUCAAUAUAUUUAUUUAUAGUAGAUAAAGGAAGCAAGCACAGCAAUAUACCGGGUUGCAAUGGCUGCGAAAAAUCUUUUGUCGACGGAGAUGAAGCUUACCGCACGGAAUUUGAUGUUUUUUAUGAUGAAGGUGAAUAUGGAGUAACCGAAAGCAAAGCAACCGAAGCCGAAGAUAGCAAACUAGGACUAGGAGGACUUAUUUGUCAAUCAUGCGAAAAAGACUUUGAUAAGGAAGGUGAAAUUCUUUUCGUUAUAGAAGAAACAGAAAGUGGAGAUGGGUUAGAUGUAUGCAAAAAACAAAUGCAUGAUUUGUCGGGAACAAUAUAUAGCGAAGAAGAUUUAGAAGUAGCAAUUAAGGAAUUUGUCUUUAAUUAUUAUUGCGGAUUAAACGAAGUAGAAGAAGAAUUAAUAACUCGCGGCAAAAUAGCCUUGGUAGAAUACAAAGACGAUCCUGAGGCAAUUACUGGUAAAAUUUUCCUAGCCGAAGUGGUAGAAGAAGAUAGUAAUUUGCUAAACAAAUAUGAUACAGUAAAAUUACGCCUAUUAGCCAACAAAAAAAUAGAAAUUCAAAGCAAUAAAAAAACCUAUCCUUAUAAAUAUGUAGUUUUUGAAAAUAACCGAGCUAAUGAAGCCUACAUGAAGCGGAUCAAUUAUUUUAUUAAACAAAUGAUUGAGGCGGUAAAAAAAAUGGCGAUAGAUGCUUUUAUGAGUGAACGCAAAUUGAUAUUUAUAGUUCCCGAGCAACCAGCCGAAGAGGAUGCUAACUAUCUAAUCCAAAUGCGACCAGAAAAAGGAGCAUCAGAUGGCAAAACUGGUAUUCACCCCAGCCAAGUUAAAUUCGAAACUUAUGAGCCUAAAUUAGACAUCCGAGCCUGA